AAAAUAGUGCUUUUUUAACACCGGCUGAAACUGUCCCGAGUCGGUCCUGGCAGUCCUGACUCCCGGGAAAUAAUUGUUUAAAAAGUUCUCUUUACACAAUGCUAAUUGCUAAUACCUUCUCGUCGAUCUACGCGCUUCAUGAUCUUCGUUCCACUGUAAAAAACACAGAUAACAUAGUAGAUCAAAUAAUUCAAAUGGAUUGGUUUCCCAACAUAUAACCAAAUAUUUGGAUCUUGGAACUUCUCCCUCCAAACCCUAAAUAUUUGAAAAAUUUAUAAGAAGAAUAUCAAAAUUGAAAGCAAGUAUGGAACAUAUUGAUAAAAGCCAUCAAUAUUUAAUACAAUUCUUGCUUAAAAAUGGCACAUCAAAAUUGCAACGAGCCCUUCAAUACUGUUGUAAAAUAACUGGCAAUGAGGUAACGGAAAACGAAUUAGAAGGAAUGAUUAAUCAAAUAAAUAGGGUUAUAUCCAACCAACAUUUUAAAAUAAUACAAUGUAAAUGCGAAGUAACUGAAGAGAAUUUGCUUGUUUGGAUCAAUUUGAAAAACGAUUCUCUAACAAAGCUUCAAUCGAACUUUACAGAGCGAGAUUUGGAAUAUUUCAAAGCGAUUUUGCAAGAAAUAUUGAACUCUGAUUUAAGAAAAAUCAUGUUUGUAGUAUGUAUAAAUAUUACAUCCACUUUAUCAGGGAAUUAUACAAGAGAAAAUGGUCAAACGGCGCUAGCAAAAUGGAUUAAUGGAGGCUAUUUUGUUAAAAACAGUGACUUUUUACACCUGGGUCCUAGAUUGAUAUUUGAAUUCACGACCUUUUUGAGAUCUAGAAGACCAGAUUGUGUUUGUUUUUUAUGUUCAGAAAUAUCAUUUACCGGAAGAAUUUGUGGUAAUUGCGAUACAAUGUUUCAUUCAUAUUGUAUAAACAUGUACAUGGAGACCCAAGUUACUUGCCCAUAUUGUAAAAAUAAUUGGAUAGAAAGUGAUAUAUUUAGUAAUAAUGUAAGAGAUAGCAUAGCUCAAAAUUCUAAUUUGAAUAGUGGUGAAGACGAGCAGGAAGAGUAUAUUAAUCAACCAGGACCCAGUUACAGAAUAAGAUAACUAAAUAUUUUAGUGAAGUUUAUUUUUUAAAUAUUAUACAUAAGAGUUUAAAUUUGAGCCAUGUAACAUAAGUUAUUUUUCUAUUCAGCAUUAAAUUAUAAUUAUAUAUAAUAAAGUGUUAUUGACCAAAAAAUC
Molecule: messenger RNA, 1225 nt
Organism: Harmonia axyridis
Lineage: Eukaryota; Metazoa; Arthropoda; Insecta; Coleoptera; Coccinellidae
Gene: Nse1
Product: non-structural maintenance of chromosomes element 1 homolog
Exons: 3
Coding region: 305-1090 (261 amino acids)
Biological process (GO): DNA damage tolerance; double-strand break repair via homologous recombination
Cellular component (GO): Smc5-Smc6 complex; nucleus
Molecular function (GO): ubiquitin-protein transferase activity
Source: RefSeq, a predicted model, not a curated record